GAAAUUAAUCUAUUGGGUCAUCUAUAUCAUGUUUAUCUACCUUACUUGGGAAUAUGUGUUGUUUUUUUAAGACGGCAUUUAUAAAUUUGGCAACAAGCAGCUUCGUAUUCAGCAAUAGUGGAAUAAGCACACACAAAAAAUCAGAUUCUGCAGAUUUUUUUUAUUUCUCACUGCUUGCCGCCUGCUAAUUGCCAGCACCAACCAUACUUUCUGUACCGGUAUACGGUAUAUGUCUCCCUCUCAUGUCGGCCUUCACGCGGAAAUAAACUUCGACUCAAGUUCGACCCGAUCGACAGCGUUGAUUUGUUGAGAGUUAAGGAGGAUAAUUGAAUCUAACAAGGCAAAGAACUUUGAGUGAGGAAACAUGGAGUUGAGUAUUGCUGUAUCAGAUUUCAUUCUAUGUUUUUCUUCGUUUGGGACAGCUGUGUCCAUUCUUCCCAUCACCACAUUUGGAGCAUUUGGUUUCUUGAUCAUGUCUGUAGCAGCAGGUUUUGGAUCUGCACGCUACUCUAUGUCCUCCCCCAGUGAGCAUAUAGUCUCCUGCCAUGCAUCCAUGAGCUGGCUAGCAGGAACUUUAGGACUUGCUCUGAUGGCCGGAGGAUUCUACCGUAAAUAUGGCUCUCGUAUCCUAGCAGCACUGCAUGUUGGUGUACCCACCAUGUAUGCUAUCCUCAAAUUUGUAAUCACAUUCGACGCUGUGGUAGAUACUGCCCUCACAACAUUCAUUAGCUCAUCAGCUGUCCUCUCAAUUGGAAUCUAUAGCCUUAUACAGAAGAAUCCGUUUGGAAUGAUGGGAGCAUUUUGUUACAUGAUGGCUGCUGCUGUAGGAACUAAUGGAGAACUCUUUGGUAUUAAACGAGUGGAUUGGUUUCACUAUCUACUGGCGUUUGGCGGUGUGGUGUUGAUGAGAGCUUUCCACUUUGAACUUCCUGUAGAGAAAGAGAAAACAUCAUGAGAAUUGUCAAUCAUUCCCAGCUUGUACUGAUUCCAGUUGUAUUCCACUUUUGUAUUACUUAUUUCCAUUUUAUAUAAAGACAUUAUGUAUGCCUGAGUCAGUCAUGCUGGAACACCGGAAUGUGUUCCAUCGAUUGGAUUCCUGUACUAUUUUCCCAUUCCGGUGUUCCGACAAAUCGAGUGACAGCAGCACAUUUCGGUGCUAUUGAAUUCUAUGACAGAUUAAAAUUGUAUUCUUUUCACUUUUCACAAUUCUGCCAUUAAGACACCAUCGGAAUCUGGACGAAAAGUUCUGUCAUAUUAAGCCUCAUUUCAUUAAAAACGUUUGUAUGAAGAAUUAAAACAUUACUGUAAUAAGUUUGAAUGUGAUUUUUUUUCUAUCAUGUCGUGGAAGCGUCAUGGUGUAGCGGUUCUGACUCUCGCCUUGUAAUCAGAGGGUCGUGUGUUCGAAUCCCACCAUGGCCUAGCGUCCUUUGGCAAGGCGUUAAUCCACACUUUGCCACUCUCCACCCAGGUGUUAAAUGGGUACCUGGUAGGAUGUUAAAACCUAUAUGUAGUAUGCCUAGCAAUUGAGUCUUGGAACUCUUGUUGGAAUGCUCCCCAGGGAGAGGAGAAGGUGCAUACAUUGUAUGCGGGCAUGCAAGGAUCCGAUGACCGGGGUAAUAAUAUGUCUGUAAAGGGCUUAGAGACGUCGUUCCGAUGUAUUAAGCGCUAUAUAAAUGCAGAAUAUUAUUAUCAUGUAAUGUAUAGAGAAAGUAAAGAAAGUAAUCAUUGUACCCUCUGAAUUGUUACUAUUGAAGCAGUUUCUGGUUAGACAAUUGAGUGUUACUUUGUACCUGACUGUAUUCUGAAGUUUGAUCAAGUUCACAGAAUUUGUAUUUAAAAAAACCCUGAAUGGGCAACCACAAGUAACAGAACUAAUCAGCCGAUCAGCAAUGAACAUACACAGAUAAAUAGUACUAUAUACAUGAAACAUUUUGAUUCUGGGUGCCUCUGUUCCUUGCAACAUACUGUACCAGCAAACAGUUAAAAAAAUCGUAUUAAAAGAAUCAGUUAAAUGCAAAUCCAGUAGGGGUCUCCAAAAAUGGAGAAUCUCCAUUAUAAUGAAUAUAUUUUCAGAAUCAAGAUUUCUUCGGUAAUUACCUUGCAUGGUGAAAUACAUGUAAUAGCAAUAACAAUCUAAAUUAUUCUUGUUUCGCAGUUGCUGCUGAUCAAGUUAUAGUUUUAAACUUAAAAAAUGGCCGAUCAGAAGUUGUGAAUUUUAGUUUUAAACAUGAUUGAGUUUGUAGGUAUCACCUUAUUUCAGCAGAAUGAACAAUUGAGAACAGAGCAAUAUUCUAGGAAUGACCAACUGGAUUUCAUUCAGCUACCUAUACAGUAUCUAAAAUCCCACAACUGUUGAUUUUGUUUUCUGAACCUACAUGUAUUCUUUGUAUUCGAGUGAAUCAAAGAAAGUCAGCUGCGAGUGGUGUUUUGUAUACUUGUAUGUGGUGCAUUGAAACCCAAGGUAAUGUUGACAAGAGACAGAUGAAUGUCAGAAUUUAGAAUAUAGAGAGUGUAAAUAAUACAUUGUCUUUAAUUGAGUGAGAUUUAUUGGUACACAAGUGAUAUACAUGUAUGUUAUGAAAUGAAUGUUCAGAUUGAUUGCAUAAUAAUUAUUUACUUUAAUCCACGUCAAUGUGAUUAUAUGAUUACAUUCUGUGUGAUCUGCAAUGGUGUUAAUCUAAAGGGAUGUUGCAAGAAAAUAUUUGCAAUCAAUCACAAAUAUUAUGUUGCAAUUUUACAAUUGAUAGAUCAAUUGUAGCUGUAGCAAAUCAGAUUACACUCCUUGUUUUUAAGGAGCAGAUUAGCAAUCAAUCAUGAAUUUACAAUUAAUUGCAAGACAUAUUGAUUUAAGGACUGAAAAUAGACUAUUGAUCACAUUUUUCUUGCAAUGCCCCAUCAGAAUGUUGAAUGUUAUUUUCAUUUCAUUAAUUCAGAAACUGAUGACACCUCCAGAAUUUUUCUUUGACUUCUGUUUUAUUUUUCUGGUUUCAUCAUGGAAAAAUACCCAGUCUUUUUUUAAAUAUCCUCCAGAAAGACGAAUAUAAAUGACAAAUCAUUUUUGUCUCGCCUGCAUAGCAGAGUGAGACUUUAGGUGCUGCUUUUCUGAUGGCAGUGGCAACUGUGGCGGCAUUAACAUCAAAUCUUUAACCAAGGUUUUAUUUUUUAAAUGUCAUCACAAGUUAGAAAGUAUUUGGACAUAGGGUAAUCAAGUAUCACUGGACAUAUUGCUCAAGUGUCAGGUCACAUGACCAAGGUCAACAGUCAUUUAGGGUACAAAAAACUCAACAUUGAAAUCUUAACCAAGAUUAAAAUUUUGAAAUGUUGGGCUUCAUUACUUUCUUCAAAGUUAGAACAUUGAUUUUGCCCUUUACUCUCAAUGCUGAAUCAAUUGACAUUCUCUUAUAUGUAAAUGUACAUGCUCUCUUCAUUUGUAGAAAACAUAAUGUUAUGCAUAAUGUGAACUUGAAUUGUAACCUCCUUCAUCAGGGGCAGAUCCAGCUUUCACCAAUUAUAGUGUUGACUGGAAAUAUUUCUUAUGUCUCGCCUUCAAAGCUGAGUGAGAGGCGCCGCUUUUCCGACAGCGACGGCGUCAACAUUGAAAUCUUAUCCGAACGUUAAGUUUUUGAAAUGUCAUCAUAACUUAGAAAAUAUAUGGACCUAGUUCAUUAAAAUUUUACAUAAGGAUUACCUAGUAUUACUGAACAUUCUACCAGGUCAUUUAGGGUCAAUGAAUGAACUUUGGCCAUGUUGGGGGUAUUUGUUGAUUAGCGAUCCUAACUUUGAAAAUUAAUUGAUCUAGUUCAUGAAACCUGGACAUAAGGGUAAUCAACUAUUACCAAACAUCCUGCCUGAGUUUCGUGUCACAUGACCGAGAUCAAAGGUCAAAUUGUUAAUUGACAUCAUAACUUCAUGAAAUGUGGACAUGUAGGGGUAAUCAAGUAUCACUGAUAAUCUUGCACAGGUCUUAGGUCACAUGAUCAAGGUCAAAUGUCAUUUAGGGUCAGUAAAAUUAGUAUUAUGUUAUUAUAUGAAUGGUGUUUUUUUUUUUAAUAAUUAUUUGAUAGUUGUUUCCAUAGUCAUCACUGCUACUGUAUUGAAUCGCAUAAUGCAGGCGAGGCUGCCAGAGACGCUCCACUUGUUUAUCACUGCUGCUAUAUUUUGUAAUGCAAGCAAAACUGCCAGAGGUGUUCAUUGGAGUAUUGUUACUGAAAUUCAUUGCUACUGUGCAUUUUCACUGAAAAUGGGCUGAAGCAUAUUUUCAGUUUCAUAGUAUCAUAAUUUUAUUUCAUUUGAAGCCAUUUCUUGUCAGUCAGCAUUUUCGCCUGUAUAUCGAGGUCAAGGAUAAGGUAUCUUACUAUCAUUUGAAUCAAUUUAAAUUGAUUUUCUUACUUAGUUCAGGCACUUCAGGGUCAUGAUGGAAAAUAAAAAAGAAAGAAAAUAACAAAUUUAAAACUAUGAAAUUAAGAGAAGUAAAAUGAUUGACAGGAGCUCAGGAUAAUUUUGUGUUCACCUCAGGACAUUUGUUAGGUAGUCCUUAGGGGUCUUUGAUGUGUCUUUUGUUUUAGUAUUCAUUGCUUUCCUGCUUGGGUUAGUGGGGUUAAUCAAUUGUUUUUGUAGUUGAAAUGAAUAUUUCCCAUUUAAUUUUUUUUUCAAAAUUUCAAUAGUUUAGUGCAUGUAUAUAAUGGUUCUAUUUGUAUAUUUUCCUAUAAAUCUAACGUUUAGUGAUUGUUUGAUAUUUGUUAUGUAUUUUAUAAUCUGUUAAUCCAGUGAUAUUUUGGUGGUUUUGUUUCUUCAUUAGCUAAUCGGGAAUUAUAUAAAAAAGUACAUGUAUCUUUAAAUUAGUUUGAAAUUAUGUCACACUUCAAACGUCUCAGGACUAUUAAAAAAAAAUGUGAUUGAGGUAAUUUUGUUGUUAUGGCAGCAUGACAAGCUAUCAUUGGAAUCUUGGUAUUUAUUGGCUGUGGAGCCCUGUUAUCAUGGUAGUUUUGAUAGCAAAAGUUUCCAUAAUCGUCAGUUCUUUAUGAAAGGGACCUACAUUUGUGUAACAUUGCAUGUGUACAAUCAUUACUUUACCUGUUUUACAUGAUUACUCUUAUGAACUGUUGAUUGGCAUAACUAAUAUUUUUCACAGAUUACAAAACAAUUUCUGCCAGCCCUCUCUCAGCUCCAUGUAUCCCUCUGAGUAGAUUGUGAUGCCUACUUGCUAAUGUUUCAUGGAAUGGCUUGAGAAGCCAACCAUCAUUAACAUUUUUUAGACAGGUUGGGCAGACAAAAUUUCAUUUUAAGUCAAUAACGCUUAACUGUGGAAAUUUCUCCAUGUAUAUUGCAAUGCAUGUGUGUAAUACCCCUUUCAUAAACCCAAUAAAACAUAUCCUCCAAUUAGCCGCCUAAGAGUAAUGCGGAUAAUUCAAUAAAAAUUGCGUUCACAAACUCCAUAAAUUAUUUUUACGAGCGCCCGUCCUGAAAAAGGCGGAUAAUCGUCAUGACAACUGGACACGCCCCCUCCAAUGCGGUUGUGUUGGAAAAGGGUGACCUUGUGACCGCACCAUGGCAAUUAUCCGCAUUAUUUGGAAAUACGUUCAUAAACUCAAAAUCUUGUCCCGAUGCCGCUAUUAUGCGGAUAAUAGCAGCAUCAGAAUAAUGCGGAUAACUCUUGUCCUCCUCUGAUUUUACGACCAAAUUAUGCUGCUAUUAGCCGCAUAAUUGUGUUUUAUUGGGUUUAUGAAAGGGGUAUGAGAGUAAUACUUGAUAUACAUGCUUAUGAAGAUUGUGUAACAUGAUAUUUUGUAGAAAAAAUAAACAGACAUAUAAGCCUAA
This is a messenger RNA of Lytechinus pictus (painted urchin), 5817 nucleotides long. RefSeq lists its product as uncharacterized. The record is from RefSeq and is a predicted model, not a curated record. Lineage: Eukaryota; Metazoa; Echinodermata; Echinoidea; Temnopleuroida; Toxopneustidae. The transcript has 2 exons. The coding region runs from base 365 to 955 and encodes 196 amino acids.